Messenger RNA from Pestalotiopsis fici W106-1, 1494 nucleotides. RefSeq names its product Citrate synthase. Gene Ontology annotation, biological process: tricarboxylic acid cycle. The coding region runs from base 1 to 1494 and encodes 497 amino acids. Lineage: Eukaryota; Fungi; Ascomycota; Sordariomycetes; Amphisphaeriales; Sporocadaceae. The transcript has a single exon. The record is from RefSeq and is a predicted model, not a curated record. Gene Ontology annotation, molecular function: acyltransferase activity, acyl groups converted into alkyl on transfer.
AUGGUCGCUGUUCCUAGCAAGGCGGCGCCUCGCCAGUCGCUGACCGUGGUGGACAACCGGACGGGACAGACCUAUGAGGUCCCCAUCAAGCACAACUCGGUCCUGGCCACUGACAUCAAGAAGAUCAAGGCCAAGGGAGGACCGGCCGAGGAUGAGACGGAUCAGGGUCUGCGGGUGUACGAUCCCGCGUACAUGAACACGGCAGUCAUUCAGAGCAAGAUCACGUACAUCAACGGCCAGGAGGGUGUUUUGCGGUACCGUGGCUACCCCAUCCAGCAGCUGGUCAAGAAGAGCAACUUUCUCGAGUCGGCCUAUCUGCUCAUCUAUGGGGAGCUGCCCACCCAGUCCCGCUAUGACGACUGGCAGAACGAGGUCCUGAACCACACCUACAUCCACAGCGACAUUGAGGGCAUGUUCAAGUCGUUCCGCUACGACUCCCACCCCAUGUCCAUGCUGACGUCGGCCUUUGCCACGCUGGGCUCCUUUGCCCCCGAGGCCAACCCGUCGCUCGCGGGCCAAAAGCUCUACACCAACGCCGCCUCGGGCAACCCCGCGGCUCUCGAGGUGCUGGACAAGCAGAUUCUGAGAAUCAUUGGCAAGGCGCCCACCUUGGCCGCGGCCGCGUACCGGAUGCGCCAGGGCCGCCCGUUCAACCGGCCCGCCAAGGGCUUGUCCUACACGGGCAACUUUCUGUACCUGCUCGACCACCUCUCGGGCCACGAGUACCAGCCGCACCCGGUCCUUGAAAAGGCUCUCGACGCGCUCUUCAUCAUCCACGCCGACCACGAGGUCAACUGCUCCACGGCCACGGUCCUCCAGGUGGGAAGCUCCCUGGUAGACCCGUACAGCAUGGUGGCAGCAGGCUGCGCCGCGCUGUACGGCCCCUCGCACGGCGGCGCCUCGGAGAGCGCGAUCCGCAUGCUCAUUGAGAUUGGCUCGCCCGACAAGGUGCCCGACUUCAUGGCCCAGGUGGAGCGGCGCGAGCGCGUGCUGGUCGGCUUUGGCCACCGCGUCUACAAGAACGUGGACCCCCGCUCGACGGCGAUCCGGGCCCUGGCCGAGGAGGUCUUCAAGGUGACGGGGCGCAACCAGCUGCUCGACACGGCCCUGGCCCUCGCCGAGUACGCCCAAAAGAGCGAGUUCAUGCGCUCCCGCAACCUGUACCCCAACGUCGACUUCUACUCGGGCCUCAUUUACCAGGCCAUGGGCUUCCCGCUCGACUUUUACCCCGUGCUGUUUGCCGUGCCCCGCUGCGUCGGCUGGCUGGCGCACUGGCGGCAGAUGAUCCUGCAGCCGACCGGCGUCAAGAUUUGGCGUCCGCGCCAGCUCUACCUCGGCGAGGGCGAGCGCGACUACAUCGAGACCAAGGACAGAGAGGAGAAGCCCGGCAGCGCCGCGCCCGUCCAGGUCAACCACGGAGGCGACAGCAAGAGACAUGUUCUCGCCACGUACAAGGACGAGACGGGCCGUGUCUGGGGCAAGAGCAAAUUGUAG